This is a messenger RNA of Exophiala bonariae, 822 nucleotides long. RefSeq lists its product as uncharacterized. The record is from RefSeq and is a predicted model, not a curated record. Bases 1 to 822 code for a protein of 273 amino acids. The transcript is spliced from 2 exons. Gene Ontology annotation, biological process: mitochondrial fission. NCBI's taxonomy places the organism in Eukaryota, Fungi, Ascomycota, Eurotiomycetes, Chaetothyriales, Herpotrichiellaceae. Gene Ontology annotation, cellular component: mitochondrion.
AUGGCAGGCGGAAAAGAUGGAAGCUCGCAUACCGGAACCCCGGGCAAUUCUGCCUUCCCACGAGAGAAUUUGAAUAAAGACUUGCAAAAGCUGGUCGACCGUGAAGAUGACUGGAUGGAUAAUCUCUAUGAGGGACUGGGACCCGACACAACUGAGACAACCGCUCGAUAUGCAGCAUAUGCGAACCGAUUACGGACUAUUAUGCUGAGCGCACAUCGCUAUGUUGCCUAUACAUCCGAUAUUGGUGAAUCAUUUCGACCUGUGGCACAUCCGUGGCUAGUUAGAGGCGCAUACGGCGUGUCCUGGGCAUACAUCCUUGGCGAUGUCAGUCACGAAGGAUGGAAAGCAUAUAAGCGAAACCAGAGACUACUAUAUCCUUACGGUGACGAGCACAAAGAUGCUUCGGCGGCAACAGCACCCAUGCCAGCUACGAAAGCGGAGCCACAACCCGUUCCUGUGCAUAUACCUGCAAUUGAGGACUACCGGAGCGUCAUGGCACAGAGAGCAGUGUUUCAGAGUGUUGCCUCAAUGGGUUUACCGGCCUUCACGAUCCAUAGUAUUGUCAAAUACUCUGGCAAAGCGUUGAAGAAUUCCGCCAACACGACAAUCAGGACAUGGGGCCCCAUAGGACUCGGUCUCGCCGCAGUUCCCGCUUUACCAUACAUGUUCGAUGAACCGGUAGAAGAGAUCGUUGAAUGGACAUUCUACCAGGCAUUCCGAGCUAUUGGUGGUGAGAAGGCAGUUGGAGAGAGACAUGCGACUGGUAGGAAACAUGAUCUGCAAGAAGAGGUGAAGAUUGCGAGAGCAAAGAAAGACCUGUGA